Molecule: messenger RNA, 213 nt
Organism: Didymella exigua CBS 183.55
Lineage: Eukaryota; Fungi; Ascomycota; Dothideomycetes; Pleosporales; Didymellaceae
Exons: 2
Source: RefSeq, a predicted model, not a curated record
CUUAUAAAGCGCAAGACCUGUAAAAGGCAGUAUGUACACAUUGAGGAGACUCUAAUAGUUAAUAAGGAAGGUAGUAGUUAUAAGGAUAGCAAGACGCCUGCAAAGAGGGUGCGCGCAGAGAGGCGCUGCAGCUGUUGCAGCGAAAUUAGGCAUAACUCCUACACCUUUAAGGUAGAAAUUAAGGACAUAGAUAAUAGCAACGCUUCUGAAUAA